Monoraphidium neglectum is the source of this 708-nucleotide messenger RNA. RefSeq names its product 60S ribosomal protein L10. The record is from RefSeq and is a predicted model, not a curated record. Gene Ontology annotation, biological process: translation; ribosomal large subunit assembly. The transcript is spliced from 5 exons. Gene Ontology annotation, molecular function: structural constituent of ribosome. Gene Ontology annotation, cellular component: cytosolic large ribosomal subunit; ribosome. The coding region runs from base 1 to 708 and encodes 235 amino acids. NCBI's taxonomy places the organism in Eukaryota, Viridiplantae, Chlorophyta, Chlorophyceae, Sphaeropleales, Selenastraceae.
AUGUCUGCCGCACGCAGCAGCGGUCUCAGCGACCGGCCACGCUGCAAGCAGUCUAAGGGUAAGCCGUACCCCAAGAGCAGGUACUGCCGUGGUGUGCCUGACCCCAAGAUCCGCAUCUACGAUGUGGGCAUGAAGAGGGCUGAUGUGGACACCUUCCCCUGCUGCGUCCACCUGGCGAGUUGGGAGAAGGAGAACGUGUCGUCCGAGGCGCUGGAGGCGGCCCGCGUGGCGGCCAACAAGUACAUGACCAAGAACGCCGGCAAGGAGUCCUUCCACCUCCGCGUCCGCGUGCACCCCUUCCACGUGCUGCGCAUCAACAAGAUGCUUUCGUGCGCCGGCGCGGAUCGGCUGCAGACGGGCAUGCGCGGCGCGUUCGGCAAGCCCCAGGGCGUGGCCGCGCGCGUGCUGAUCGGGCAGAUCCUCAUGUCGAUCCGCUGCAGGGACCAGCACCAGGGCGUGGCCGCCGAGGCGCUGCGCCGCGCCAAGUUCAAGUUCCCCGGCCGCCAGAAGAUCGUGACCAGCCGCAACUGGGGCUUCACCCCCUACUCGCGCGACGACUUUGUGCAGUGGCGCAAGGAGGGCCGCCUCGUCAACUCGGGCGUGCACGCCACGCUCCUGGGCGCCCGCGGCGCUGUGGCCGACCGCGCGCCGGAGCACCUGUUCGCCAGCGCCGCGCGCAUCCACAAGAUCCCCGUCCACCCGGAGUAG